Molecule: messenger RNA, 1953 nt
Organism: Anguilla rostrata (American eel)
Lineage: Eukaryota; Metazoa; Chordata; Actinopteri; Anguilliformes; Anguillidae
Gene: gnl3
Product: G protein nucleolar 3
Exons: 15
Coding region: 127-1803 (558 amino acids)
Cellular component (GO): nucleolus
Molecular function (GO): GTP binding
Source: RefSeq, a predicted model, not a curated record
GUUAGCUCCUCCCCCUCUCUAGCUGUGGCGGAAACGGAAGUCCGACAUGUUAUCCCGCAUUGCAUCCUUUCUGCUUGUGGCACCGAUUAGUAGCACCACGUGGAGAAAGGUGUCCUGUAUGAAAACAUGAAGCGCCCAAAGCUGAAGAAAGCUAGUAAACGCAUGUCAUGUUCAAAACGGUACAAAAUACAGAAAAAGGUUCGGGAGCACAACCGAAAAUUACGGAAGGAAGCAAAAAAGAAAGGUAUAACAAAGCGGGUAAAGAAGGAUCCUGGGGUUCCUAAUAUCGCACCUUUCAAAGAAGAAGUUUUGCGGGAGGCAGAACAGAGAAAAUUGAAGCUAGAAGAACUUAAACAGAAAAAGAGACUUGAGAAACAACAGGAGCGAGAGCGAGCACAGAAGCGAAAGAGAGAGGCCACAAGCAGUGACUCCAAUACCCAGGCCAAAAAAGUAAAAAAGGAGGGGAAUUUGAAUCGUCCACAGAAGUCAUCUGGCAAAGAUAAAUAUUCCAGAAAGUUCCUCUGUGAUGAGCUGAACAAGGUCAUCAGUGAUUCCAGUGUCAUUGUUGAGGUUCUGGACGCCAGGGAUCCCCUGGGUUGCCGCUGUCCAGAGCUGGAAGAAGCCGUUUUGAAAAGUGAAGGAAACAAGAAGCUUCUCUUGGUCUUGAAUAAGAUUGAUCUUGUACCAAAAAGCAAUGCGGAGAAGUGGUUACGCUACCUGCAGCAUGAGUUUCCUACAGUCGCCUUCAAAGCAUCAGUAUAUCUGCAAGACAAAACAGUGCAAGAGAAGAAGAAAAGAGCUGGGCAAGGAGCAGUUGACCAGAGUAAAGGAACGGAAUCCUUUGGGAGCAGUUGUCUUCUGCAGUUUCUGCAGGAUUAUGCAGAAGCCCAGGAGGGUGAAAAGACACUCAAAGUUGGCAUUGUUGGUUUUCCCAAUGUGGGGAAGAGCAGCCUAAUCAACAGUCUGAAGGGCGUCAGGGCCUGCAACGCUGGAGCACAGGGAGGAUUAACAAAAUGCACUCAAGAAGUGCUCGUUGCGAAGAAUGUCAAGAUGAUCGACAGCCCUAGCAUAAUGGCAGCGCCAUCAAACCCUGCUUUUGCCAUGGCUCUGAGGAGUCUGCCGACACCAGGGGAAGGGGGGAACGCACUGGAUGCAGUCAGAGCCUUACUUAAGCACUGUGACAAACAGCAGAUAAUGCUUCAGUACACUGUUCCUGAUUUCAGGAACUCCUUGGAAUUCUUGACAUGUUUAGCCAAGAAACGGGGACUCAUGCAGAAAGGCGGUGUUCCGAACACUGCGCAAGCCGCUGAGACAUUUCUAAGCGAUUGGACCGGGACUAAACUAAGCUAUCAUUCCAAACCCCCCGACAAUCCCAACGUUCCUUCAUAUCUCUCGGAUGAAACGGUAACAGAAAUGAAGAAGGGGUGGGAUCUGAACAAAUUGCAGAAAGGCAAUUCAGACACCAUUAAAAGUGUGAAGUUACACAGAUAUUCAACUGCCAUUAUCCUGAGCUCCAUGGGUCCCACGUCUGGACUCCUCAGUGUAAGCGAAGGCCUUGAGACCAAGGAGUUAGGGGACGAGGAAGAAUGCCAGGAAGAGGCUAUUGAUAAUGAGCCUGACUUGGUGCAUGCUGAAGGACGACAGUUGGAACAAUCUCAAAAUGGAAAAGAGCCACAAGAGACAACACCAGGUUUUGCAGAGCACCCUACAAAAGUCAAGUUCCAGCCCAAGCCUAUCACCAUAGACCUGUCUUCGGCACAGAAGGAUGAUGAUGCAUAUGAUUUCAACACAGAUUUCAAAUGAGGAUGCUUGGAGACCUGUAGUGGUUUAAAUGGGACUUGUUUAAGUUUCUCGAUAUCACAGGUUGCUGUGAUUUAUCGGGUGCUAGAUUUCACUAGUUAAAGUUGGACCUUCAAAGAUGGAUUAUUGUAUUAAAAUUAUAUUUGUAAACUA